GCUUGCGACAAGUACAGCAUCAGCCUGAGGCAGCUUCAGAUCCUUCAGAACUGAGAUCCUUCAGAGAGGGUCAUGAAGGUCUUGAAGUGAUUCUGCCUCUAAAGGGAGUCCCAGGAGGAACCACUAUUCUAAAGGGUAAAACUAUGUAUACCUGCUUCCUCCUAAAAUUAGUAUUAAAAAAGCAAGUGAGUCAAACAAAGAUCCGGGUGAUCUCUACCAUUGUCUUCAUCCUGGCAGGCUGUGUUGUCUUUGUGACCAUUCCUGCAGUUAUCUUCAAACAUAUCGAGGGAUGGACAGCCUUGGAGUCCACCUACUUUGUGGUUGUCACUCUGACUACUGUUGGCUUUGGUGACUUUGUAGCAGGAGGAAAUGCUAACAUCCAUUACCGGGAGUGGUAUAAACCCCUAGUGUGGUUUUGGAUCCUUGUUGGCCUUGCCUAUUUUGCUGCUGUCCUGAGUAUGAUUGGAGACUGGUUAAGAGUCCUGUCCAAGAAGACAAAAGAAGAGGUUGGAGAAAUAAAAGCCCACGCAGCGGAGUGGAAAGCAAACAUGACGGCUGAGUUCAGAGAGACACGGAGGCGGCUGAGUGUGGAGAUCCAUGACAAACUUCAGCGGGCAGCCACCAUCCGGAGCAUGGAGCGUAGGCGCCUGGGCCUGGACCAGCGAGCCCACUCCUUAGACAUGCUCUCUCCAGAGAAGCGCUCUGUGUUUACUGCCUUGGAAACAGGGCGCUUCAAAGCCUCAUCUCAGGAAAGCAUCAACAACAGGCCUAACAACCUGCGCCUUAAAGGUUCAGAUCAGCUCAAUAAGCACGGGCAGGGUGCAUCUGAGGACAACAUUAUUAACAAGUUUGGAUCAUCUGCUAAAAUGACCAAAAGGAAAAACAAAGACCUCAAAAAGACCAUCCCUGAGGAUGUGCGUAAAAUUUAUGAAAACUUCCGGAACUACUCCUUGGAUGAAGAAAAAAAAGAAGAGGAGAUGGAGAAGAUCUGUAAUUCUGAGAACUCUUCUAGCACUGCAGUCCUGACCAACUGCAUCCAGCAGCACUCAGACCUGGAGAAUGGAGUGAUCCCCAAUGAAACCAAAGAAAGGGAACAUGAAAAUAAAGUGUUACUUGAAGACAGAAAUUAAACAUAAAAGAUGCUUGACUUGAAUUAACAAUGUUAGUGUUUUUAUAUUCAUAUAUAUAUUGAGACACGUGCCUUAUACAGACUCCUUGUUCAGUCUGAAUUAUAUAGCAUUGAAGAAUAUUUCACUGUGCCAUAAACACUCAAGCUUGCUCUGCCAAAACAUAUCAGGAACACAGCACUGCAGAAUGGCAACAGAAAGCUAUGCACAUGGAAAUUUCAGCCUGUAUAAAAUUACCAGGGUAAGACACAAAUGAAGAGAUUGAACCAUGGCGAUAUCACCUGAGUGCUCCUACCAUGGUAUAAUACUAGAGAAAGGGCAGCUAUGUAAGAAGAGCCUUUCAAAGGGAUGACAAAGUGUAUCUUUCUAAUGGAGUAUGCAUCCAUAAAGCCUUCCCCUGGUGAUUAAAAAGAGGAGAAAUGAUUGGAGUGAACUAGAAACUUUCAGUAAGGCUUAGUUUA
Messenger RNA from Nestor notabilis (Kea), 1588 nucleotides. RefSeq names its product potassium channel, subfamily K, member 10 (gene KCNK10). The transcript has 5 exons. The annotation marks the transcript as partial. NCBI's taxonomy places the organism in Eukaryota, Metazoa, Chordata, Aves, Psittaciformes, Psittacidae. Gene Ontology annotation, molecular function: potassium ion leak channel activity. Gene Ontology annotation, biological process: potassium ion transmembrane transport; stabilization of membrane potential. The record is from RefSeq and is a predicted model, not a curated record. Gene Ontology annotation, cellular component: membrane.